This is a messenger RNA of Salvia splendens (bonfire salvia), 1301 nucleotides long. Its product is annotated as histone acetyltransferase MCC1. Bases 316 to 1098 code for a protein of 260 amino acids. The transcript is spliced from 6 exons. Gene Ontology annotation, molecular function: protein-N-terminal amino-acid acetyltransferase activity; histone acetyltransferase activity. Gene Ontology annotation, cellular component: Golgi membrane. The record is from RefSeq and is a predicted model, not a curated record. Gene Ontology annotation, biological process: N-terminal peptidyl-methionine acetylation. NCBI's taxonomy places the organism in Eukaryota, Viridiplantae, Streptophyta, Magnoliopsida, Lamiales, Lamiaceae.
CCUCACCUGCUUUGCGCAUGUAGUUGGUUGACUAUUCACUCAAAAAAAAAUUCUCAACAAUAUAAUACGAAUAGGCGAGUAUCGACUACGCUGAAGAAGGUUCGAAAUCGAUAGAGGGAUUUAUUCCCUUUUGCAAUCCGAGUUUCUAUUUCGUAUCAACGAAGGAAAGUAGAAUAAUCGAUUCUUUCUGGUCCCCUUUCCGCCUUGAUUGAAGGAUUCUCAAGGCUGCAUGGCUGAUGUAAUUAAUGUUGCCUAAAUGGAAGAGAUCAUUGGCUUGUGGAGUUUCUGCAUACAUAAAAAAUUUUCUGGGGAUUGAUGCCAUAUUAUUCAAUGGUAAACAUCAAAGUUCACCGCGGUCCAGUUAUAGCUUAUAGGCCAAUACAGCCAUCUGACUUGGUGAUUCUUGAGAGAACUCAUGGCGAACUGUUUCCCAUAAGGUAUGAAACUGAAUUCUUCCAGAAUGUUGUCAAUGGCCAAGAUAUUGUGUCGUGGGGAGCUGUUGAUCGAAGUCGCCCCGAUGAACAGAGUGACGAACUUGUUGGAUUUGUUACUGUAAGAAUUAUUCCAGCCAAAGACAGUGAGAUAGAAGAUUUAUUGAGCUUUGACGCAUCAAAAACAGACCAAACAUUAGUAUACAUCCUAACAUUGGGAGUCAUCGAUUCCUACAGGAAUCUGGGAAUUGCCGGUUCACUAAUCCAUGAGGUCACUAAGUAUGCAUCAAAUCUUUCAAGUUGCCGUGCUGUUUAUCUACACGUGAUUUCAUACAAUAACCCAGCCAUACAUUUGUACAAGAAGAUGUCAUUUCAGUGUGUAAGACGGCUGUACAAUUUUUAUUACAUCAACGGGCAGCAUUUUGAUUCCUAUCUGUUUGUCUACUACGUGAAUGGCGGUCGAUCUCCCUGCUCUCCGCUAGAGCUCGUCACAUUGUUUGUCACUUAUGCAAGGAGUGGAUUCAAAUCACUGGCUGCAAAGCUGUGGAAAAAUGAUGAGAGGAAGAUCUCCAAGUGGCCCAAGUAUAAAGAAUCGGGUUACCUUCUUCCUACAGUUCAGUCCAAAAGAAUCCUCACCAACGAGAGCUCUGGGUGCCAGUUCGUCUGAAUCCAUUGGCUCAGACAAUGGGUACUUAAGAACCCGUCUCAUAUUCCUUUGUCCGCAUAAUAACUUAAUUAUAAGCAAUGUUGUAUUGUUAAAAGUCUCGGCUAUGUGUCUGUGGCCGUUGCGACACGUGUGGGAGUCUUGUAUGUGCGGAUGGAUACCAUGUAUUUUCUCGAAAUGAGUAUAGAUGGGUAUAUUUCUAACUA